AAUUAAAAAGAGCAGAAAAUACAAAAUUAUAAAAUAUAAACAUUUAAAAAAUAGAAAUAAAACAGAACUAAAGAGUAUAAUAUACAAGUUGACCCUUAAUAUACAAAUAUGUAAAUUAUCUGACAAAUAAAACACAAUUGAAGGACCAAUUUACAGCUAACACAAUAUAAAAAUAGGAUAUUUAUUAAUAUUAUUCUAAUUAUUAUUAUUAUGCAUAUCUAUUCUUUGGUAAUGAAAUCAAUAAUUAUUUUAAAUGGAGAAUUUACUAAUGGAAUAAUACAACAUUUUGUUGUACUCUCUUGUCUCCAGCAGAGUGUCAUGUUAUGGGAUUCUACUCAAACUAUUAUAACGAGAGUAGAGACCUGAUUUUUAUAUUUUAGUUCACAGAAAAACUGAAUACAGUUUGUUUCAAAAGGGAAAGUCCAAAGGUCAUGCUAACAUUUUAUUAUUUCUUUCAUUCUGAAGACGCAUAAAUAGCAGUGGCUCACUGAAAAUGCCCUGUAAUUACAAUUCAAGGGUCAUGGUGGGAAGAAAGAGGGUGUGUGCACAUGUGUGGAGCAAGAGAUCCAGGAAGGGACAUGGGACGAUAGGAAGGACAAACAGGAAGAUGGGCAGAGACAGAGAGAGGGAGAGUCACUGUCAAUGCGUAAUUAUCUCACCUCACUGGUCUUUCUCGUUUGUCUGCUUCAGUGUGUGAGGAACGCUGCUGUAUCUCCUCCCAUCCCAGUUGAUAUGGCUGUUGCUGAAGAGGUGUGACUAAAACAACAUUUGUGUAGUGAAACCACGGACGUUCGGAGUUAGAGAGUGACUUUUAAAAGACACCAGAGGACGAAAGUCAGGAAUAGUUUUGAAUCUGGCUCAAAAUAACACAAAAAGAGACUGCUGCUGAAACUUUUUUUGGAUUAUGGAGGAGUGGAUGCAGUAUGACAGUGAAACUUUCAUGAGGAGAACAAGCCGCAGAGGAAAAGAUGAAUUUCUAACCUAGCUGAGGAAAUUAAACCGUGAGGGAUGGACCCGUCUUGAAUUUUGGACUGAGAAAGAAGAUGAUAAUAAAGAUUGGAUUAUAAAAAACAGAGAAACAACCAUCACAGGAAUCUUAAAGGGUGACGUGAUUUACACACAGCUAACUUCUUAUGUCAUGGUCUUCAGUCUGUUAUUACACAUUACAUUAGACUGUGGAAUCGAUCAGUUUAGUGGACUAUAUUGUUGUGAUACCAUGCACUCAUUGUUGAGAUACUUUUUGGGGAUUUCUGGAUUUGAUGCACAGCAGUACUGUUUCUAGAUGUCUCAGUCACCUAAUUCAAAAGACAGUGAGCUCUUGCUGCAGUCCAUGCUGCAGAGACUGAAGCUCCAGCCGGGAAAAGAGGGCCAGGCAUACCUGCACACACCUGUACCCAUCAUAGUUGCUGCCACAUUGGGGCAGGACGCAGAGAGAGGAGCUUUCAACCUCCAGGAAGUAAACAGCAGUCCUGGAAAUGGCUUUGAGUUCAGUACCAAUGGUAUGCCCAUAAAGGAGUGUGGAAACUCUGCUGCUGGAAGUCACUUUGGAUUCAAAGGUGAAAUACAAAGUCCAGGUCAUGGCCGUGAAGUUGACGGUCCGUCUCAUUUCCUUACCCUCCCAAAAAGAUAACAUUGAUGGUGAAACGGGUGAGGACAGUCAGCCUGCGAUUACCCCCACAGGAACAGGGCAGCUGUUUCCUGCUGGAUCACUUAAGGAUGCUGAUAUUGCUUCCUUUGAGAGGACUGAUGGGCCGAGGGAGGGUUUUGGUAGUUUUGCAGCGACAAUGCCUAGCAAUAAAGAUGUUGUCACAAGCAUGGGACAGAAUCAAAACCAGGACCAGAGUUUUAAGCCCAAAGUCUAUGUGUGGUCUUUGAAGCCAACAGAUGCUAAUGUUAAAAGUCAAGAGAAUGAAGUCCCGCAUACAGGAAAUGGAGGAUUUGGAGAUUUGGCACAAAGUAAAGACUUACAGAUUGUGCCGCUAAACAGCAGCUUGAGAAGAAAACAGCGAUUAUCAGAGAAUAAAACGAAGAGAUGGACUCAGAAGAUCAAGGAGAAAUGGGUCCGGUCAGGGAAUUUUGGCAAAAAGGGAAAAGAAGGAGUAAGAGUAGACUUGAAAGGUGCGGAAGGAACUGAGACGUCACCUCAAACCCAGCUGCAGACAGCAGUCAAUCUCAGCACUUCAAAUAGGGAGGAAGAAAGAACCUUCUUUCCACUUGACAGCAGAGAUCCUAGUAACACCCCUCACACACAUACAGAAGACGAAGAAUAUAUGAGGUCGAGCAGAGACUUUGAGUUUGGCCUGGGCUCCUUUAGCUUGCUGGAUGAAAUCGUUACGGGUCAAGAGUGGGCCAAGUUCCUAAACCCCAACCAAUCAGCAGGCUCGACCAAUCAGAGACCAUCAGAACUCAAAAACCCAUGGAGCUUCCGGGGAACUGAAGCAUUACCAGAUUCAGAUUUCAGCAUGGCACAAAUAUCCCCUGACGCUUUCCAACCAGUCAGCAUGGACGUUUCAGAAGGAAAACGGCCUGCAGUAUGGGAUGUUCACAGUGCGCCUGAUCAGUUAGAACCAAUGGAGAAUGGACAAACCCGUCGACCUUCUUCGUUUUUAGAGGCUGCAGAUAUUACAGACAACUCAGCACAGAAGAUCAGAGCCCACCUUAACAGAAAGCGACAGCACCAGUCCACUGAAAUAAGAAGCGAGAGUCUUCAAAUAGAGAAAGGACGUGAAGGAAAUCAGGCGGGCAAAGAGGGAAGCCAAACAAUCAACCACAUAAUGGAGGAGACGGGAGAAUCUCAACAUGAUGACAGCAUGAUGCCUUCACACACCAUGAAGUGUCCUGCUCCACCUCACUCUCCGUUUACUCCUUUUGCUCCUGCACUCUGCAGUGUUCUCAAACACUCAAUAUCCCAGGAUUCACAGUUCUCGCCAGAAACACUGACAAAAAGGAGGCGAGUCGAGGAGAACCGGCGGGUUCAUUUCUCAGAAAAGGUUGUGACCAUCGAGCCUCCAGAGCUGGUCCCGCACGCUAUAGACUCGGAGGAGGAUUCAGGAGGCGAGGAGGACUCUGUGACCGACCAAGAUUGUGAGGAGGAGCAGGCAGCAGUAGAGGAGGUGGCGGCACCAGCACGCCGGCAUGCUCUCCCGGCCUGGAUACUGGCUUUGAAGAGGAACACAGGGAGGAAGCACAGAUAGGAACUGUAAAACUGCCAGAAGCAGGACUCAGUCUGACAGACUUAAAUAAUGUCUUUUGUUCUCUCUGGACAUUUAAAGCACCUCUGUGUGCCUGAUUGCUCAAUGCCUCCCUCUCCAAACAAACAACGCUCAAAAUGAUAUUUGAUCAUGUGAUAAGAGAAGCCUAUUUCAGGGCUUUUUUUGACUAAACCAGAAUGUGUUUUUGUACCUGUAUUGUUGAUAUUUUGAAUUGUUGUGUAAAGUACUUUUCCACAGUCAGUGUAUAACCAACGGUAUAAACAAAGCAUUGUUAUGUUAUGAAGGGGGCAGUAGCUUAACGCUUUAUUUCAGCCCCCAAAAAGAAAGGCCAAAAGUAUUUUUUCAUUUUACCUCAAUCGUUUACUUUGUGUUGGUGUGAUACUGGUUGAAUUUUAAAUAACAGAAUUUGCUCGAUUACAAAAACUAAGUAACCAGUCGAGGCAACAAUAGACCUGCAUCUCUCAUGUGUUGAAAACAAAAUGAUUAUUUAUUGUUUUUAGAGGCGUCUGGCGACUUUGAAGAGAGUAUAGAUGGUGGUUUCAGGUCUACAUGGGAAAGAGCUUUAUGACAGCAAGGUAAAUAUAUUCUUAAUAUCACAGGAAGUUUUUUUUAGGUCACUAAUAAACAUUUUGCUGCUGCCUUCGCCCCAAAGCACGAAGUGUACAUUUAUACGCUCCUCUGCCGUAACUCCUGUUGUCUUCACCAAACUAGGAGCAUGCUGAUCAUCAUCUAUAGUUGGUAAUACACUGACUAUGGAUGCGUUCCCCAUAUAACCCCACUUCAUACAAUGAAAAAUAUCCCUGUUUAAACAUCUCUAUCCAGGCCCACCUCUCUGGAGGAUCCAGAUUGGAUGAUACACUGUCACAUCAUCCGCAAAACUGUUUAUUUGAUUUUGUUGCUGAAAUAAAUAUUCUUCCAGCGGCUUUUA
Molecule: messenger RNA, 4140 nt
Organism: Eleginops maclovinus (Patagonian blennie)
Lineage: Eukaryota; Metazoa; Chordata; Actinopteri; Perciformes; Eleginopidae
Exons: 6
Coding region: 1578-3194 (538 amino acids)
Source: RefSeq, a predicted model, not a curated record